UUAUCUCUUGUUUUCAACAUGCAAAAAAGAUUCCGGCAAGUCUUUACAUCUGUAAAAGAGCACACUAGCUUUAGCUGUGCAAAAAUAGCCACCGUCGGAGGGUUUUCCGAUCUCGAUCUUAUAGUUGUGAAGGCAUCAUCGCCAGAGGACGUACCCUUGCCGGACAGAUAUGUUCAUGAACUCUUGAAGAUCUUCUCCAUUUCACCACCUUCUUCAUUCCGGGCCUUUUCACAGAGCUUUACUCGCCGGUUUGGCAAGACACAAUGCUGGAGAGUUGCACUCAAAUGCCUAGUCCUCCUCCACCGAUUGCUCCGAUCGUUGCCUGAAAACAGCCCGUUUCGUUCCGAACUCCGGUGGGCUAGAUCCAACGGACUGUUGUCUCUGCAUCCAUGCCAUUUCCGGGACUGUUCAUCGUCGGCUGCCGGAGAUUAUACCAUGUUUGUAAGCUCAUAUGCUCAAUUACUUGAUGAAGCAAUUGACCACUUGUCCUUUGAAAGUAAGGAAAUAGAGGAACAAGACCCUGAAGACUUUCCUGAUAGAAAGAAAGAUUUAGAUCGAAUAAUUGAAGUCUUGGCACAACUCCAAUGCCUCAUUGAUCGAGUCAUGGAUUGCCAGCCGACCGGACCGGCUGCUCGGAGCUUUGUUGUUCAAUCAGCUAUGAGACAUAUUAUCCGGGAUAGCUUUAUAUGGUACACAACCUUUAGAAAAGAGAUUGUCCUGGUUUUGGAGAAUCUAAUUCAGUUGCCAUACAGGAAUUGUGUAGCUGCUUUUGGUAUUUACAAGAAAGCAGCCCUACAAGCUGAUGAACUAGGAGAAUUUUAUGAUUGGUGUAAGUCCAUGGGCUUGUGUGGAUCAUAUGAAUACCCUUUAAUUGAUCGAGUUCCAGAAAUGCAGAUUCGAGCACUCGCAGAUUUUCUCAAUGGGAUGUGGCAAUUAACAGAUUCAUCGUCUUCAUCCACCACGUCUCCCUUAACGUCAACGAUGCUGUCUCCGAUAAGUUUAACAGAAAAUGACAGUCACAAACAACCGGUGACAUCGGAGAAGAUUCGCGCCCUUGGAGAUUUUUUCAAUGGGAUGUGGCAGAUAACAGAUUCAUCAUCCUCAUCCACCACAUCCCCAUUAACAUCAACGAUUCUGUCUCCUUUGAGUUUAACAGAAGACGGUGAGGACAAACAACCGGUGAUAUCAGAGAAGGUAGAAAGCACAAAUUUGUUGAAAUCUGAAGAACAUGCUGAGAACAAAAAAGUGGAUAAAGUUGGAGAUAUGGAGCCACUAAUACAGUUUGAAGUUGACAGUAAUGUGAGCUGGGAGGCUCUUUUAGAAGCUUCCAUAAGUCCAUCAUCCAUGGCUCCUAAAAACAACUUGUUCCCCCGGUACCCUAACGUCCAUGGAUAUGGAAAUUAUUCAGCAGAUGGACCCAAAGAUGAGGUGAAUCAAUGGCAGAUGCAAAUAUAUAAUCCCUAUACCCUGCACCCUUUUUAUCAGCAGUACAACAUGCCCCAUUACUAUGGAUCAGUCCCUAGUAACCCUACUUACCCAUGGGGUCUUUGA
Messenger RNA from Ilex paraguariensis (yerba mate), 1551 nucleotides. The record is from the annotation of a GenBank genome assembly. NCBI's taxonomy places the organism in Eukaryota, Viridiplantae, Streptophyta, Magnoliopsida, Aquifoliales, Aquifoliaceae.